Messenger RNA from Tarenaya hassleriana, 1832 nucleotides. RefSeq names its product alpha-ketoglutarate-dependent dioxygenase abh1-like. Gene Ontology annotation, molecular function: broad specificity oxidative DNA demethylase activity; oxidative RNA demethylase activity; ferrous iron binding. Gene Ontology annotation, cellular component: cytoplasm; nucleus. Gene Ontology annotation, biological process: oxidative RNA demethylation. Bases 734 to 1729 code for a protein of 331 amino acids. The record is from RefSeq and is a predicted model, not a curated record. Lineage: Eukaryota; Viridiplantae; Streptophyta; Magnoliopsida; Brassicales; Cleomaceae. The transcript has 4 exons.
AUUCCAGCUCUCCUAGCUCGGUAUAGCAGUCCCCCAAGAUCCCGAGAGAGCUCCUUCUCGGGGCUCCCCGUUACUUAGAAAGUCCUUCCCUGUUUUUCAGCUUUCAGAGAAUCUGGCUCCUAAGAGGAGCCUGCCUUAACCGUUCGUUUCGACCUCUCCAACUCUCCCCUCCGUUACAGGAUAUUAAAAGAAAAAAAAACGUAAUCGGCGAUCGAAUACUCGGUAUAAAACAGAAUAGUAGCCACCCUUUAUAAGGGGAUUGGUUCACAGAACUGCCAUGGCUGGCAAUUCGAGCUCGUCGAUGACUUCUUGUCUGCCUUUUCAAUCCCGAUGAAAGUUCAUGGCUUCUUAGUACUCACUCCUAAUCCCUCCGAAUCUGACAGACAACUUUGUCUGAAAAAUCCGUACAGGCGAUUUCCCAAGUUUUCUUCUUCCAAUUUCCCAAAUGAUGGGAUGGAUCGUGGUCAUGUCGGAACCCGCUGCGUCAAUCAGAGUGUUUUGAUAUGGGUUGGAGUCAUGACGUCGACGAGCGGAUAUUCAAAAUUUCAAAGAGAAAGCCUUUUGCCAUUAUGACGAAGCUCAGAAGCCGAAGAGACACCUUGGAGAUUCGCAAAUCACGAGAAACCUUUUUUUUCUUUUCUUUAAAAGGGACACGAACGAGCCUUCUUGCUGGAGAACCUCGGCUCGGACCCACGAAAGCGACUGUCUUCGGCGAAUUUACGGGAGCAUAGCCAUGAACCGCGGUGGCUGCAGUAGUUCACGGGGUCGUUCUACGGCUUCUGGGUGCCCGUCCGAUCGCUGGAAAAUUGAAAUUCCGGAGGGUUCUUCUUCUCCGCCUCCGUCAUUUGGUCGGAAGCCUUGUAGUGAAGAGGAUUCUAGUAGUGCUUGCGACUCCGACGGUUUGGGGAAUUGUUCCGAUAGGGAUAAUAUGAAGCCCUUUGAUAUAUUCCUCGAGAAGAAGGGGACUCCGUUCACGCUAAAGCCUCCCUUGCUUGCCCAGAACAGAGAAAGGAGAAAUGCCGUUAAGAAAUCUACUGUAGGGCAUAACGGAGUUGUGCUUCGAUCCGGGAUGGUGCUUCUGAAGAAUUUCUUGUCAAUGGAUGAUCAGGUGGUGAUACUGAAAACUUGCCGCCAGCUUGGUUUGGAUGAAGGUGGUUUCUAUCAACCAGGCUACAGAGAUGGAGCUAAUCUCCGUUUGAAAAUGAUGUGCCUUGGAAAAAACUGGGACCCUGAAACAUGUCAGUAUGGGGACACUCGACCAGUUGAUGGCGCAAAACCGCCAAAAAUUCCUCUUCAGUUCAAUCGGUUCGUCGAAAGGGCCAUUAAAGAAUCGCAGACUCUGAUCGCUAGAAACUCCAAGAGGGCCAAUGGGGAAGAUGGGAUCCCUUCUAUGUCAGCCGACCUCUGUAUUGUUAACUUCUAUACAUCUACUGGGCAGCUCGGUCUUCAUCAGGACAAAGAUGAGAGUGAAGAAUCUCUGCAGAAGGGACUGCCUGUGGUUUCGUUUUCCAUUGGAGAUUCAGCAGAGUUCUUGUAUGGCGACCAGAGGGAUGUCGACAGGGCGGAUAAGGUCGUCUUGGAUUCUGGAGAUGUUCUGUUAUUUGGCGGCAAAGCUCGGAAAGUCUUUCAUGGUGUGAAGUCAAUUCUUCCCAAUACCGCUCCCAAGACGCUCCUUCAACUAACAGAUCUCCGUCCAGGUCGUCUGAAUCUAACUUUUAGACAGUACUGAAAUCCUUGGUACUGUUUUGUGCUCUUCAUCUGGUUUUUCUAUGUUUUCUGUCUGGACAACUUUGUCUCUUUGAAGUGAAAUUCAAGUUCCUUAUUUAGCUACA